Molecule: messenger RNA, 2751 nt
Organism: Pisolithus orientalis
Lineage: Eukaryota; Fungi; Basidiomycota; Agaricomycetes; Boletales; Pisolithaceae
Exons: 15
Coding region: 92-2443 (783 amino acids)
Biological process (GO): negative regulation of transcription by RNA polymerase II; chromatin organization
Cellular component (GO): pericentric heterochromatin
Molecular function (GO): chromatin binding
Source: RefSeq, a predicted model, not a curated record
CCGAUUAGGAAAUCUCUCCACCUUGCCACCUUGCUUCCACAGAGCGGUUUACGCUGUUGCUGCUAAGUAAUAUCUGACAUAACAAGGAAAAAUGCCGAGAAAGAAAAAAGCUGCAGAGGAUGAAGAGGAUGAAGUUUACCACGUCGAGGUUAUCACGAAGGCUCGAGUUAGUGAGGAGGGGGGUUGGGAGUACCUCGUAAAGUGGGCAGGAUACGACUCGGACGCGGAUAGUUGGGAACCUGCAGAAAAUGUCAAGCAAUGUGACCGUCUACUCGGCAGUUUCUGGAGGCAUGUCGGAAUAGACGACGAAGACUAUGCUAUUGGGUAUGAAGUGGCUGCGCGGAAGGAAUGGAUUAACAAAGAAAAAAAGUACUUCGCAGACACAUUCGUCAAACCUGCAGAUACGAAAAAGACAGAAAAAGAGACCAGAAAGAAAGAUGAUAAACGGAAGCCGCAGGUAACAGCCUCGAAGAGUGACUAUAGUCAUUCGGAUAGUUCAGACGAUGUUCCUUUGUCCAAGGGCCUUCCCAAAAGACGAAGGGUCACUCAUUCCAAGUCUAACCCCAACACGGAUGCCGAUAAGUCGCUCCAUCCCCCACCAGUGCUGGGAAAGCCAGGCGCCCUUUCGAGCAGCACGUCGAACGCGUUAAAAUCGCUAUCCUUCAAGAAAAGCAAACCACAAGUCCCUGCUAUUCAAGCGAAGGAUUACACGAAGUUAGCUAGUACAAGCGCAGCACCACCUCCGCCACCCACCAGUGGGACUGACAAAGAAGAUACGGCAGAUGAUUCAUUUAGUUCCCUCCCGGAGGACAUACCAAUCUUUGAGCCAGCUACAGAACCUUCGGAGCAACUCAUGGCAGAAGAUUUCUUGAAAACAAUUGACAUUCCUGCUCUUAGUGCACCAAUAUUGGAAUCUGAGAGUACACCUGGCUCUGUCGUCAUGCAGAAAAUCACAGCCACCAUAGCAGGCCCUCUGAGGAUACCAAAGAAGUGGAAGUGGUCAGGAGAUUUGUUCAUCAGUACAUCUGACAGGGUUGAGCUAUUGUGCAACAUCACCAUCAAAAACCCCACUGGUUCUGGUGACAGCUCCUCUAUCAGCAUGCUGAUGUCACAGAUGGACAUGUUACAGAUGUCCAAACUCUACCAUGUCUCUGAACUUUGGCCACUGCUUCGAGCAUGUAGCAAACCUCAAUACUUUGCACAACUUGAAUCUACACAACUCCAAGAUCAAGUGCUCAUACAAGGUUUGAUGCACUAUAUGACCCAUCAGCAGCAUGUAGCAAUGAUAGUCCUCUCCUUGGAUCAAAAUGAAGUUGCAGUGCUUGUGGUAUUUCCAGCUGCAUUUGUCACCAUGAUCAAGCUCUUGCAGGUUCCUGAUGACCAGGUUGUUGAGGGAUCACUGCAGGUUGUGCUUAUACCCUUCUUAAUUCCUCUGCCAUUGCUGGUGAAGAUGGGGAAUAGAGCCAUUCAAGGCAUCCAAACCCUGUCCCUACCACCUGGGAAGCUUCAUUCCCUUCACAAGAAGCCCCUCAUUUUCCAAGCAAUUGUCUGCCUUGGGUUUCCUGCUAGUUUGCUGGAAUUCUUGGACAUUCCAAACAGAACCUAUGCAGUUUGGUUUUCUUCCUCUGACUGUGGCCAGUCAACCUCUGGAUUGGAAACUGCACUCCUCCAGCUUGUUCUGGGAGCUACAAAAAGCACACUGUCCAAUGUGAAGGAUGAUGUUCGAGUGGUUUUCAUCCACAUUGGCUCUCUGUCAAGGAUCCAAGCCUUGCCAUCUGUUGUCACCAAGCUAUCUGAAUUUCCAGAAACCCAAUUCUUCACAUAUGGAACUCACCCUAGUGUGGAUAGUCAAAGGUGGGGUGUCCAUGAGAUUUUCCCAUUGGGUGGAGUUGUGAGCUUUACACCAGCUGUACUGGCUGAAGAACCAGUGCAAUGCUACCAAAUGAUGCUCAAGAUUUCUGAACAUCCAAUUUGGGAUUGCUUUAUCACUCCAAAUGUGCUGGCUGCAAGCAACCUCCUUGCCAUGUCAUGUAGCUCUUCAAGCAGUUCAUCAUACCUGGACCCCAUUCUAGAACUCAUUGAUUCUGGCCAAGUAUCCCUGAUCAGGUUCCCUGGUGGUGGUGGCAGCAGCCAGCUAUGGCUACCAUUUGCUGUCAAGGAGCAUGCUCUUGCAGGGAAUGAGCUACUUGAGGCCUGUUCUGCAGGUUUCAGUGGUCAGAUGGACAUGCCAGACUUACCUGGACCUAUGCUCAGAUCAGGGAUUAAUAAUGAGCUUGUUCAGGAUAUGGCCAAAAUUCAGCAACAACCUCUCGUUACGGAUAAUUACCGAAGAUUUGUAAUUAUAAAGGCAUCAUCGGAAACUGACAUACCCUAUGACAAGGAUGGGUUCGAGUGGCAUUCCCUUGGCUCGUUCACUUUCAAAGAUAAUUUCUUCGAGGAUUAAGGACCUGUAAGACAAUUGUAACUAAUAGGGCACAGUCAAACCAACUUUGCCUACAUAGGCCAACUCCAUACAUCAUUACCAAUCUUUAAAUCUGUGAAAGACGGUGCGAUCAGUUAGGUUGUGUCCGAACUCACUCAAUUUGCAUUCCACCCGAUGUCGUCAUGGAAAGUUUUCACGAAGCCCCUCGACGUGUACCCACACCUGAAACCUGACAAGAUACAAAGUGAGGGACGUGAAGAAAAUCACGAAGCCAAAACAACCACCGCCGUCCAAGUGGUUAUACAUACGGGCAAACCUUCCUAAUGCUU